Molecule: messenger RNA, 1673 nt
Organism: Gossypium arboreum
Lineage: Eukaryota; Viridiplantae; Streptophyta; Magnoliopsida; Malvales; Malvaceae
Product: F-box protein FBW2
Exons: 3
Coding region: 524-1516 (330 amino acids)
Molecular function (GO): protein binding
Source: RefSeq, a predicted model, not a curated record
CAAAAUAUCUAAUGCUCUUGCUUUCACUCCCCUUCUGCCUUCUUCAAUAUUUGACCUUUCACUUUCAGUUCAAAAGGACUUAAAUGUAUGGCAUGAAACCUAUGCCUUUAUUAUUCCAAAUCUGUCAUUAACAGUAACCCAUUUUCCUCUUCCUUCUUCUGUAAACCAAAGACUGUAUAUUUUUAUUUUUAUAUAUAUCCCCACCUCUCCUGAGUUUUUUAACGUUGUGAGUUUUUUAACCUUGUGAGUAUUAUAUUUCAUUUACCCUUUCUGCAACUCUCUUGUUUUUCUUUUUCUUUUUUUCUAAUAUACUUUCGGUUUUUUUCUUGUUCUUCUUUGCUGGGUUGCAUUUGAUGCCUUUGUUAGGUGAGUAGAUAGACGUUUUUGUUGCUUUCUUUACUCUCCCCCCCCCCCCCCUUUUUUUAUGGGUUACUUUUCGUUUUUUUAACCCGGUCUUUGAGGCUGAUAAACUGGGGGAUUCUUUUGCAUAAUCCAAAUUGCAAGAAAAGUUUAUUGAGAUCAGAUGGAAGAGCAAAUUGAGUUUCGUCACUGGGACGAACUAAUUCCUGAUGCACUUGGGUUGAUCUUCAGCAACCUGUCCCUACAAGAGGUAUUAACAGUCAUUCCCAGCGUCUGCAAAUCCUGGAGGAAGGCUGUCACAGGGCCCUAUUGUUGGCAAGAGGUAGACAUUGAAGAGUGGAGCAGUCGAUGUCAGCCCCACCAUCUUGAUCGGAUGCUUCGAAUGCUCAUCACCCGAAGCUCCGGAUCUCUCCGCAAGUUAUGUGUUUCGGGCCUCCACAAUGAUUCCAUUUUCUUCUUCAUCACUGAGAAUGCUGGUUCCCUUCAGACUUUGCGAGUGCGGAGAAGCGAAAUGAGUGAUUCGGUGGUUGAACGAACUGCGGGGAGGCUUUCCACGAUUACCUUUUUGGAUUUGAGUUACUGUGGGAAAAUCGGUGCCGGAGCUUUAGAGGCCAUUGGGAGGCAUUGCAAACUGCUCGUCACCCUGUGCCGCAACAUGCACCCACUGGAUGCGGCUGGUAAGCUCUUGCAGGAUGACGAGGCAAAUGCCAUAGCUACUACGAUGCCUAGGUUGAAGCGCCUCGAGAUGGCUUAUCAUCUUAUCAGCACAGGGAGUGUUAUGAACAUCCUUGCCGGCUGUCCCCAGCUUGAACUUUUGGAUUUAAGAGGCUGCUGGGAUGUGAAACUCGAUAGUCAGUUGAUGAAGGAAAAGUUCCCGAAAUUAAAGGUCUUAGGGCCCUUUGUCAUGGAUUACUAUGAGAUGGAUGAUUGGGAUGAUGAUUGCUCGGACUACGAUGAUUGGGAUGAUGAUUGCUCGGACUACUCUGACAAUUCCGAGUAUUUGGCUUGGGAGUUUGAAAUGGGCGACUACGAUGAUUACGACAUCUACGACGGAAUGUGGCAUGACGAUGAGGGGAGAUUCGAGGAACUUGAGCUGAGAUUCUACGAAGGAGAUGGCGAAGAAGCAGGAAUUCUGGGUUGGCCUCAAUCUCCAUAGGCUCUUUCUCUUGCUUAAUAUGAUAUCAUGUGUUCCUAUUAAAAAUACAUGUUAUGUUUCAGUCUGAACUUAAAAAAAUGGUGUGGGUUUAUUGUUGUCACUUUUUUAAUUUUCCUGAUUACCCGAACAAAAAAAGGAAUGCACUUCGUACAUAAAA